GUUCACUUUUUCCUUCUCGUCCCAAACGGUCAGAACCAGAUUCCCAGUCGGAGAAGGAGACACCCGAACCGGGACGGGUUCUGUGUCUUUCUGGAUCUGCAGGUAACGCUCUCCAGAGAUGGGUGAUUGGAGCGCUCUGGGUCGGCUGCUGGACAAGGUCCAGGCCUACUCCACAGCCGGGGGCAAGGUGUGGCUGUCGGUCCUCUUCAUCUUCAGGAUCCUGGUCCUGGGCACGGCGGUGGAAUCGGCCUGGGGGGACGAGCAGUCGGCCUUCAAAUGCAACACGCAGCAGCCCGGCUGCGAGAACGUCUGCUACGACAAGUCCUUCCCCAUCUCCCACGUCCGCUUCUGGGUCCUGCAGAUCAUCUUCGUGUCCACGCCCACGCUGCUCUACCUGGCCCACGUCUUCUACCUGCACCGCAAGGAGCAGAAACUCAACCGCAAGGAGGAGGAGCUUAAGGCCGUGCAGAACGACGGCGGAGACGUGGACGUGCCGCUGAAGAAGAUCGAGCUGAAGAAGCUGAAGUACGGCAUCGAGGAGCACGGCAAGGUCAAGAUGAAGGGCGGUCUGCUGAGAACCUACAUAGUCAGCAUUUUUUUCAAGUCCUUGUUUGAGGUGGGCUUCCUGGUCAUCCAGUGGUACAUGUACGGCUUCAGCCUGGCCGCCGUGUACACCUGUGAGAGGUCCCCGUGUCCCCACAGGGUGGACUGCUUCCUGUCCCGUCCCACAGAGAAGACCGUCUUCAUCAUUUUCAUGCUGGUGGUCUCGCUGGUGUCCCUCCUGCUGAACGUCAUCGAGCUCUUCUACGUCUUUUUUAAGAGGAUCAAGGACCGGGUGAAGGGAAAACAGCAGCCGGCCCUGUACGCCAGCGGGGGGACCCUGACCCCCACCCCCAAGGAACUGUCCACCACCAAGUACGCCUACUACAACGGCUGCUCGUCCCCCAGCGCCCCGCUCUCCCCCAUGUCCCCGCCGGGCUACAAGCUGGCCACGGGGGAGCGGGGGACCGGCUCCUGCCGCAACUACAACAAACAGGCCACCGAGCAGAACUGGGCCAACUACUCCACCGAGCAGAACCGGCUGGGACAAACCGGUGGAGGAAGUACUAUAUCCAACUCCCACGCUCAAGCCUUUGACUUUCCCGACGACGCCCACGAGCACAAGAAGCUGCCGCCGUCAGCGGGACACGAACUGCAGCCGCUGGCUCUGAUCGACGCCAGGCCCUGCAGCCGGGCCAGCAGCAGGAUGAGCAGCCGGGCCAGACCCGACGACCUGGACGUGUAGACCCCGGUGUCAGACCCUGGUGUCAGACCCCGGUGUCAGACCCCGGUGUCAGACCCUGGUGUCAGACCCCGGUGUCAGACCCCGGUGUCAGACCCCGGUGUCAGACCCCGGUGUCAGACCCCGGUGUCAGACCCCCAGGAGGAGCAGCGGGCUGUGUUUCAGUCCAGAUCUGUUUGAAAGCUGGGACUAACCUGUCCGUCAGUAGAGAAACACUCAAACACAAAGUAACAUUUUAAAGGUACGACUUGCAACAACUUUCUCUCUGAAUAUUUCAGGAAAGUCUCACAUUAAGAAAAAUCAGAUUAAAGGGUUAAAUUGGUUCAGAAUUAACAAAUUAAAGUUUUAUUUAGUUAAACUCCUGACUUUAAACCUGAGCUGGAAAAAUGAGCAGUGUGUGAAGGUUUCAUCUCUUCACACACUUAAAGUGAUCCAUGAUUAGUUGUAACAUUAGACGUUAUUUAAAAACAUAUAUUUUAACUGUAAAAUAAAGACUGUAAAAAUAC
Messenger RNA from Austrofundulus limnaeus, 1788 nucleotides. It is a transcript of the gene gja1b, whose product is annotated as gap junction protein alpha 1b. Gene Ontology annotation, biological process: cell-cell signaling; heart development; cell communication by electrical coupling. Gene Ontology annotation, cellular component: connexin complex. Lineage: Eukaryota; Metazoa; Chordata; Actinopteri; Cyprinodontiformes; Rivulidae. The record is from RefSeq and is a predicted model, not a curated record. Gene Ontology annotation, molecular function: gap junction channel activity. Bases 119 to 1285 code for a protein of 388 amino acids. The transcript is spliced from 2 exons.